Molecule: messenger RNA, 1303 nt
Organism: Onychostoma macrolepis
Lineage: Eukaryota; Metazoa; Chordata; Actinopteri; Cypriniformes; Cyprinidae
Exons: 7
Coding region: 545-1303 (252 amino acids)
Molecular function (GO): protein binding
Source: RefSeq, a predicted model, not a curated record
GCACAGUUUGUGCUGAAUACAAAAAAAAAUUACAUGUUGGUCAAUAAUAUGUUUUAAGUAGCUGAAAUAAGCACAAAUAUCAGGGCAUGUCAAAACAUCUCAAGGGCUUCAAAAUGACCUUAGACCCCAGAGGGUUAAUGUAUUUUUAACCCUCUGGGGUCGACAAACGCGGAUACGCGUUUUGUGGCAGAUUUUCCUGAUAAGGCCGAAAUGAGCUUGAAUUACUUUGCCAUUUUUGAUCGUACAGAUAAGAGCAAUACACCAUUCGAAUCUGUAAGGGGUCUACUUUUAUUUGUAUACACUCAUAAUAACAACUAAACUUUGUGCUUUUGAAGAAUAAAGAAAACAAACAGGGUGCGCUUUCUGCCUUCUCUGUCAAAUGUUCAACUACACUGAUAUUCUAUGGUACAACAAGCUCCUAGACUACUGAUUAUGUUUUUUUUCUUCAUGAAUCCAUGGAAAGUAGAAGAAACACUUAAAUAAAACACGUAAAUAUCAGGUAUGAUUUACGUGCUUCACCUGUUGGACAGAAUCUGUUGCAAGAAUGACACACUACCAGGCCAAACUUUUUGAACAGCUAUAUGGCUGUAGUAUCACUGCUCAGUCUUGUGAGUGUUUGUCAUCAGCUCUACAAUCCUCAAACUCCUGUCUGAGAGAGCUGGACCUGAGUAACAAUGACCUGCAGGAUUCAGGUGUGAAGCUGCUUUCUCACGGACUGAAGAGAAACUGUAAGCUGGAGAUACUGAGGUUUUCCAUAUGUAAUCUCACUGUUCAGUCCUGUGAGAGUUUGUCAUCAGUUUUACAAUCCUCAAACUCCCGUCUGAUAGAGCUGGACCUGAGUAACAAUGACCUGCAGGAUUCAGGUGUGAAGCUGCUUUCUCACGGACUGAAGAGAAACUGUAAGCUGGAGAUACUGAGGUUGUCAGGCUGUAUGGUGACGGAGGAAGGCUGUGGUGUUUUUCUAGCUGAGAUGCUUUGUGUGGAUCAUGGAGGAGAAUCCAGAAUUACAGCAGGACUACGCAAAUAUCCCCAUCAGCUCACUCUGGAUCUGAACACAGUGAAUAAACACCUCAGUCUGUCUGAGGACAAAAGAGAGAUUACUGUCUCUAGCACAGAUCAGCCGUAUCCUGAUCAUCCAGACAGAUUUGAUGUGUUUGAGCAGGUGUUGUGUGAAGAGAGUGUGUGUGGACGCUGUUACUGGGAGCUGGAGCGGGGAGGAGGUGAAGCGUAUGUAUCAGUGUCAUAUAAGAGCAUCAGCAGGAAGGGACGGGGUGAUGAGUGUAGAGCCCAGCAGCUGCAGUAG